CAUAAAGGUGUUAAAAUUGUACAAGAGUAUUGAUACACGAUGUACACUUUUUUAAUCAAUAUGUCUUUAUUUUGGACAGUUUUUCUCUCAAGUUUGUAAUUGUUAUCAUUAUCAUUAUGUAGCACUAGAAGUAACUAUAGAAACAGCAGCAGUAGUAAUGACAUGCGCAGAUACUGCUUUUUCCGCGUAGGGGUCACGCGCACAUUCAAAGUAGCACUUUUUGCUAGUUAUCUGGGAAAUAUUUGUCCUUUACAAAGACCGAGUUUGUUUAAGUAACCUGUAAAAAAUGAAACCAUCAGUUGUACAAACGAAUUUGUAAAUAUUUGUCCAUCAUCGUGCCCUGGGGAGAUUUUAAAAUGUAUCAUGACAGCACAGAGGAGAUAACUGGCGGUGACUCAGAAUGUGAACAAACCCGGAGAGUGUUCUCGGCGGACAGAAGACGGUUGAAUGACACCACCACUUCAUAUGGUCCUGCAUCAUCUUCCACAGUUUUAUCUCAGCUAAGUUCAAAUGAAAGCAGCUCCGGCCAUGGUACCGUACUACCGCUUAUAGCCCCAGUGGGUCAGUACCAGAGCAGUUUGAGGAUAGGAAGAACAGCUUCAUCGCUACUGGUGUCUACCUCAGACAGCUCUUCCUUUCACAGCCAUGGAGGAACACCAAGACUCAGAAGGACACCUGGGUCUGCAGGGCCCGCAGAUCGAUCACUUUUUGUAGGUGCAAGUUGCUCAUCUACAUCCACAAUCUCUGGGCGCUCCGUGAUUGUAGCAGUGGUUGAAGGGCGUGGUUUGGCCAGGGGAGAGAUUGGCAUGGCCAGUCUGGACUUGAAAUGUCCAGAGCUUGUACUUUCUCAGUUUGCAGACACAGGGACAUAUGCCAAGGUUAUAACCAAGAUUCACAUCUUGGUGCCAGUGGAAAUACUGAUGCCAGACACAGCAAGUGAGAAGGGGAAAGGGACAAAGCUGUUCAAGCUCAUCACUGAGAAUUUUCCGGGUGUAGCUUUCACUGCAAUCCAAAGAAAGUAUUUUAAUGAGAGAAAAGGACUGGAGUACAUUCAGCAGCUGUGUGCUCCAGAAUUUGGAACUGUCCUAAUGGAAGUACAAGCAAAGUAUUAUUGCCUAGCAGCUGCAGCUGCUUUGCUGAAAUACUUUGAGUUCCUCCAAAGCUCUGUUUAUGCUGCCAAGUCUCUUAAAGUGAGCUUUAAAGGAAGUGAACAGACUGCCAUGAUUGACUCAGCAUCUGCUUCUAACUUGGAGCUGGUGGUUAAUAAUAGAGACCACAGGAGUGAGCAUAGUCUUUUAGGGGUACUCAACCACACAAAAACACCUGGUGGUGCCAGAAGGUUGCGCUCCAAUAUUUUGGAGCCUCUGGUUGAUGUGGAUACCAUCAACAUGCGUUUGGACUCCAUACAGGAGCUGCUGCAAGAUGAAGAGUUGUUUUUUGGCCUAAAGAAUGCCAUUGGUCAUUUCCUCGACAUCGACCGGCUGCUCUCUGUUCUCGUCCAAAUCCCAAAGCAGGAAACAGUUCAAGCUGCCGAAGCUAAGAUUACUCAUGUCAUUCAGUUGAAACACACUCUGGAUCUGGUACCACAGCUUAGGGUCUGUGAAUUUCUGUAUUCCCAAUCACCCAACAGCUGUAGAUGCAAGGAAAAAUAUGACUCAUUUAAACUGCACACUGAUUGUUGCAUUAUAUUUUAUGAACAGAUGGUGUUGAAGAACUGCAGCACAUCUCUGCUUAAGGCAUACAGUACCACAUUGGAGGACAGCAGAUUUGACACCAUCCUAGAGCAGAUCAAGACAGUGAUCAAUUAUGACACCACAUACUCGAAAGGGAGUCUGAACAUGCGUACCCAGAAAUGUUAUGCAGUGCGCCCUAACAUCAACGAGUUCCUCGACAUCGCCCGCAGAGCUUACACUGAGAUAGUGGACGACAUUGCAGGACUUGUGAACCAGCUGGGGGAGAAGUAUGGCUUACCAAUGCGCACUAGCUUCAGCACAGCCAGAGGUUUCUUUGUCCAGAUGAAGCUAGAAGGAGUGGUCUUACCUGAGGGAAAACUAGCCCCAGAGUUUAUCAAGGUAACCAAGCAGAAGAACAACUAUGCCUUUACCACUGCUGACCUGAUGAAGAUGAAUGGACGCUGUGAUGAAGCCCUGAGGGAGAUCUUUCAUAUUUCUUAUGUGGUGAUACACCAACUUCUUACCACCAUCUGUGAGCACAUCCACUGCCUUUAUAAACUCUCUGAUGCUGUUUCCAUGUUGGACAUGCUGUUGUCACUGGCUAAUGCGUGCACUAUCUCAGACUAUGUGCGUCCUGAGUUUACAGACACGCUGGCCAUCAAGCAAGGCCGUCACCCCAUUCUGGAGCGACUGGCUCGACAGCAGCCUGUAUCAAACAAUAGCUUCAUCUCUGAGGGCAGCAACUUUGUCAUCAUAACAGGUCCCAACAUGAGUGGCAAAUCCACUUACCUCAAACAGGUGGCGCUAUGUCAGAUCAUGGCCCAGAUAGGCUCCUUUGUCCCUGCUGAGUAUGCCUCAUUUCGUGUUGCUGAUCAGAUUUUCACCAGAAUUGGUGUAGAUGAUGAUUUUGAAACUAAUUCUUCCACCUUCAUGUUGGAAAUGAAAGAAAUCUCAUACAUAAUCCAUAAUGCAAGUGAUAGGUCAUUGAUCAUCAUAGAUGAAUUGGGACGUGGUACAAGUGCUGAAGAAGGCAUUGGCAUCUGUCACUCAGUUUGUGAGUUCCUCCUUAGCCUGAAGGCGUUCACUCUGUUUGCUACACACUUUCUUGAGUUAUGUCAGCUGGAGUCUCUCUAUCCAAAUGUGGAGAACCAGCACAUGGAGGUUCAGCAGACGCGCAGUAGUGAGACUGGUGCAGAGCGAGUGGUGUACACGUAUUUGCUGAGUCGAGGAUGCUCUGAAGAAAAGCACUAUGGUUUGAGAGCCGCUGAAAUGACUGCACUUCCUCCAGUUGUUUUCCAAGAGGCAAAGACAAUUGCCUCCAAAGUCAGUCAGCAGCUUCUGGCCAGACAUCACACUGACCCAGGAACUCAGAGAGAGAGAGCCGUGUACCAGCUGGCCACUCGACUAUUGCAGACAGCCAGAAACUCUAGACUGGAUCCUGAAAGUCUGCGGAUGUAUCUGAAGGGCCUGAAAAAACAGUAUGCGGCUGUGUUGCAGGCUGCAGGGUCCCCAGGGGUCAUUGGCACAGAAGAGGAAUGACUCACUUAGCUCUUCUUUAAGGAGAUCAACUUGGAAAAAUGAAAGAUUGUUUUCUCUUGUCAUAGUUGAUAUUAAAUUAAUUCAUUUGAA
This is a messenger RNA of Melanotaenia boesemani (Boeseman's rainbowfish), 3302 nucleotides long. RefSeq names its product mutS homolog 4 (gene msh4). Bases 357 to 3212 code for a protein of 951 amino acids. Gene Ontology annotation, cellular component: nucleus. Gene Ontology annotation, biological process: reciprocal meiotic recombination; mismatch repair. The transcript is spliced from 19 exons. NCBI's taxonomy places the organism in Eukaryota, Metazoa, Chordata, Actinopteri, Atheriniformes, Melanotaeniidae. Gene Ontology annotation, molecular function: ATP binding; ATP-dependent DNA damage sensor activity; mismatched DNA binding. The record is from RefSeq and is a predicted model, not a curated record.